CUAAAGCAAGUGACGCUAUUCCCGACGUAAAGCGAAUUUCUGCGCGGCACCGAUACCUAUACAACCCCAGCGCAACACAUAGCUUUUUUCAUCAUUUAGCAUCACAACUCAACCUAUAAACUCAUAUCAAGAUGUCUACUUCCAAAGCCACAGAAAUACCCGAGAAAACCCCCGAUCUUCCUCCAUCAUUCCAAGAGACCAUGGCCUCAUCACCACCCGUCUUCAAAACCCAAUUCGCUUGCAUGACCUUCAACAUGUUUGACCGCAUUCGUCUCAUCAACUUCACAGAAGCAGAAGUAUCAGGCAUCAAAGAAGUCGUCGCAGCGCAGUGGUCACCUGGUCUCGCACAUGUGCAACCAUAUGGGGAGUCAAUGGAAUUCAGGCUUCGUGGAAGGCCUUGGUUGCAUAGAUCUGGUGGGAACGAUGAUUCGAGGAGAUUAAUGCUGAGAAUUCUGGAGAAAUUGUUUGAUAUGGGAUGGGUGUUGCAAGGAUCUAUGGAGAUCACGCUCAAGUCUGAGAGCAAAGAUUCCCUCAUCUUUCGAAAACAAGAUCCCAUCCCACCGCCCUGCGACUGGAUCUGCAUAUCCUUCGACAACAGUGAUAAACUGAAAAUCGUAGACUCACCACCCAAAGACCUCACAGAUGCAAUCCUCCAAACAUUUGGUCGUGACGUAAGACGUAGUGAAAUCACAUCUGACCGCGUCAAGAUGCAUCUUGCAAACAUGCCGUGGAAUCCUUCGGGGACAGACACUGUCACGACAAGGAUCAUACUGCUGAAGUUGAUUGAGGCGUUGGAGAGAUGUGGGUUCACGAUUUAUGCUACGAUUGGGUCGAAGGGGGAGGAUGAGGAGGGGGCGCAGGACUUGUUGUGCACAACUUUCAAGACUCUAUGCGAUUUGGUGAUCCUGAACACGACGAGGCUUUGGUGGGACAGACCUGGAAGGCAGUGGCGGCCUUCCCCAGAUGUAACGCCCCUGAUUCAGCGCCUCCCAAAGCGCCGCAUUCUUUUCAGUCGGGUUAGGAAAGAAAAAACAUAUUCCAAAGAAGAAAUGGAUUCUGCCACCGCCAGUUUGGCCACUGGCCGACCAAAUCUCACAGCUGCCGAUGUAAAAGCAAUGUCGAUCAGAGAAAUCCUGGCCAACAUCCGUCGCAAUGUCAAGCCGAAUAAGAAGAGACGGAGAAGGGCGAGGCUUGCGGCUUGGAAGAAGCGAAGGGCUCCAGCGGAUGAGCUUGUUGCUAGUGGUUGA
Fusarium oxysporum Fo47 is the source of this 1247-nucleotide messenger RNA. RefSeq lists its product as uncharacterized. The transcript has 5 exons. NCBI's taxonomy places the organism in Eukaryota, Fungi, Ascomycota, Sordariomycetes, Hypocreales, Nectriaceae. Bases 132 to 1247 code for a protein of 371 amino acids. The record is from RefSeq and is a predicted model, not a curated record.